UCAAAUUCGAAUUUUUCAUUUUUUAUGAGAAAAGGAGCCUCUUUUUCUUCAUCUUCUUCUUCGAUUUCUCCAAUUGCUCUCAGAUCUCGAGGGCUUGGGAUUUCGUUGUUUUUGAUCGGAAAUCGUGAUCUUGCUGUGUUGAUCUAUGGCUGCUCCACCAGCGAGGGCACGGGCGGAUUAUGAUUAUCUCAUAAAGCUCCUCUUGAUCGGCGAUAGUGGUGUGGGUAAGAGUUGUCUUCUUUUGCGGUUCUCAGAUGGAUCCUUCACCACUAGUUUCAUUACAACAAUAGGAAUAGAUUUCAAAAUUAGAACUAUUGAGCUGGAUGGCAAACGAAUCAAAUUGCAAAUUUGGGACACUGCAGGCCAGGAGAGAUUUCGAACUAUCACGACUGCUUAUUAUCGUGGAGCUAUGGGUAUUUUGCUUGUGUAUGAUGUUACAGAUGAGUCGUCCUUUAACAACAUCAGGAACUGGAUUCGGAACAUUGAGCAGCAUGCUUCUGACAAUGUUAACAAGAUUCUUGUUGGCAACAAGGCUGAUAUGGAUGAGAGCAAACGGGCGGUCCCAACCUCAAAGGGACAAGCACUUGCUGAUGAGUAUGGCAUUCAGUUCUUUGAGACAAGUGCAAAGACUAACUUAAACGUAGAACAAGUUUUCUUCUCCAUCGCCAGGGACAUCAAGCAAAGGCUUUCAGAAUCUGAUAACAAAGCCGAGGACCGCACGAUUAAAAUUAACAAACCAGACCAGGCAACUGCCUCAGGCAAUGCUCCAGAAAGAUCAGCAUGUUGUGGUACAUCUUGAAGGAAUGGUUCGCCGGUGGUCUACUCCGGUGAUGCUAUCGAAACUAAUUCACUUCUUUACAGAUGAUUAUGUUAUUGAGAUUAGGAUACAUACGAUGAUGACGCAUGUAUUUUUAAUCCCAUCAUUCUUUGCAACUGCUUGUUCAAGUGUGUAAUUUCAGUUUGGGAAAUUGCUAUAUAGAUAGCUUUGGUUUGAGUCUACCAACACUUAGCUUUCUAGAUAUGAUUCACACUUGACAUCCUGAUGAAUGCUUGAACUACAUGUUAAAGGUUUUGGUGCAUUGCUUUAUUA
Messenger RNA from Dioscorea cayenensis subsp. rotundata (Guinea yam), 1090 nucleotides. Its product is annotated as ras-related protein RABE1c. The record is from RefSeq and is a predicted model, not a curated record. NCBI's taxonomy places the organism in Eukaryota, Viridiplantae, Streptophyta, Magnoliopsida, Dioscoreales, Dioscoreaceae. Gene Ontology annotation, molecular function: GTPase activity; GTP binding. The transcript is spliced from 9 exons. Bases 146 to 799 code for a protein of 217 amino acids. Gene Ontology annotation, cellular component: plasma membrane. Gene Ontology annotation, biological process: protein secretion; regulation of exocytosis.